GAAACUGUUAUUUACUGAGGUAAUUGCAUGAGUAUAUAAUUAUCAAGAAAAAGUGAAAAUAGUUACUAAAAGUUGCAAAAAAUAGGCUCAAAAUGAAUAUUAUACAUCAUUCAACGAUGGGAUGUAAAGUUAGGUUGAGUUAAUUCAUAAGUUAGUUCUACAACAGAUCUGCAACGACUUCUAAUAGUGCAAGAUAUACGGCUAGAUAGGGAAAACUUGGGAACAAUGGAAUCUAAAGGUACAAACAUCACUCAAAUACCUCGUGUAAGAUGUAUAAAAUGGAGCAUGUGUAAGGUAAUCAGCAUUCUUGUCAUCGCCGUACAGGUUAGGCCUAUUGAUGGUUUUUUCUACAGAAACUCUCACACACUGAAACAGAUGGGAACCUAUUUCAAUGACAUCGAGUCAAGAAACGCGGGAAAUAUAGAAUUAAACAACGUAGUAUCAGAUUUACGGAUUAAUCCUAGCGCACGUGAAUGUAACGGUCCGUUUUGUACGAGGUGUAGAGCACGAGUUUCAUCUCCACAUCACAUGCCCGAACCCUCAGACUGUAAAGUGGACCAAAAUGUAAAAAAUUCAAGUUGUUACCUUUGUAAUAGAGAGUGCAAAACGCUGGGUGAUCUACAAAGUAAAAACAUUAUAAUGUGCGGACAGCCUGUAGAAAUAACGUGUUGUCUCAUUGCGCAGAUGGGUAACCUUGGUCAUGUGUGUGGUUUGGGUGGCCAAUACAACUGCUACGGAGACAUGAAACCGAUGUGUCAAUGUCCAUAUGGCAAGCUUGGAGAGAGAUGUCAGCUUUCAAAUAAAGAUACGUUAAACUGCAGAUGUUAUAAGCCUGCCUAUAAGUUCUGCGGUCAGGACGACAUAAUAGAAUGUAACAAUAAGACUAGAGGGCCGGAUGUAACACAGUGUCACAUGGGUGUUAACAGACACGGGAAACGCCAUAAUUGUAUCUGCGACUUAGAGGACGGUCAUUCUGAAGUAAAUGGUUUAGAGAGUUGUUAAUCUACUCAUACGGACAAAUGGCUGUCAACUUGGUAGACAAAAACAUCGUCGUAGAGAAAGAGUCUCACGUCGACAUUCCUGAUUACAAGCGUAUGCUUAGAUAUAUCUGCUAUCUAUCCUACAAUAACUACUGCUUAGUUGAUACAUGUUAAUGGAAAUCUAAAACCGUUGAUACAAUUAACUUUUAGAUUCCUUUAAUUACGAGGGACAAUGGAUGACAAGAACGGUUUCAAAUAACGUGGUGUGUGUGCUCAGUCAUCGGCCUAUAUCACAGUCCAUAUCAACUUUGCAUUCCUCUAUGUAAAAAUCUGUAUUUCAAUGUUCAGUCUCUGUGUUGAAUGUUUUACAGCACUUUAGGAUCGUGCUACAAUGUUUUAUUGUUGAAGUUUAAGUGUACUCGUAUCAAACAUUUGUGUAUAUGAAUGAACCAAACUAGUCUAUGAUCUAGAAAUUGUGAAUGUUCUUUUGGUAUCAGACAAAUAUCCGGGGAAAGUGUUCUUGCAUUUUGUGUCAACUGAUAAAGCUUACUGUGUA
Messenger RNA from Mercenaria mercenaria, 1536 nucleotides. RefSeq lists its product as uncharacterized. The coding region runs from base 226 to 1002 and encodes 258 amino acids. The transcript is spliced from 11 exons. Lineage: Eukaryota; Metazoa; Mollusca; Bivalvia; Venerida; Veneridae. The record is from RefSeq and is a predicted model, not a curated record.